AUGCCAAAUAUUGAGUCUCCGCUAAAAAAGAUAAAAACCGCUGAUAGAGCAGAAAACAUGGACGGUUGCAAGGAAAAUCGAAUGCAGUCAACUUCAGAAAACUCUAUGAUUUCAUUGGAGACAGAUGAUGAAAUAGAUUAUAAUCAUGAUAUAGAUCCAAAUAUUGAGUCCGACUUAUUGGAGCAACAGAUACCUGUACAAAAUCACUCAAAGUACCCUGAUCAAGACAGUCUAGAUGAUAUUUGGCUAUUGCCUUCUGGAAACCCGAUUGAUGAAGUAAUUCGUAGACCUGAAAAUCUGCAUAAGUCACACCCGUCAUGUCUUGGUAUCAUACGUAUUGGUUCAAAGAUUCGUAAAUCAGAGUGGAUUGAACAAAAAGAUUGGAAUUAUUUACAAACUAGCAUUGAAUAUCCGAAUUAUAAACUGACUUCUAAUGUAGAAAACCUCGUUAAAGAAUUAUUAGAGACUAACUCAUUAAUGCAAUGUGUUUGUAAAGCCAAGUUUAAAAAUGAGAUCGAUAAGGAAAUGGAAUUUGUAACGGAUGUCUUUUUAUGGUUAGGCGAAAUUUAUCUAAAGGCUAGUGCAAAUCAGAGAUUAUUACGAUGUAAUCUAAAACCUGACGAUGACAAGCCUCUAGGUAUGAAAGUAGAUGGUUCAUUUCAUUCCCCCGAUGAAGAAAGCCUUGAAAUAGGCAUGGUGGAGCUGUCUGGUGGUUACUUAACCUCGGAUUUGCCAAGAUACUUAAAAGACCAUGUGAAAGGAUAUUGGGGCUGUCGCGAUCUUCUAAAUGAUAUAGUUAGAAAAUACAAUCGUGGUGACUACAAAAUUUUUAGACGUCUACGCUCGUGGUUUUUUCAUAUACACGGACUUGAGGUGCAAAUUUGGGGUAUGGAUUUACCCGUUUCAAAAUCCUACCGAAUGUUUCUCAUUGGUGCUUUUCGGCUCCCAAUUAGUUGGGAAGACCAUCAUGAAUUGGUGAAUGCACUUAGGAUUUUGCGAAAUCUUAGAAGGGGAUUAGAUGAUACCCUCAAGAUACUUGAGGAACUCAAAAAGUCACAUCGCCGGAAUUCAGUUUUACAUUCCCAUUCUUCAAUAUUGAAGAGUCAUAUAGGUGAUGCGAAGAGUUCACCAAAAAAACUCGCAGGAAAAAACUCACGUUUCAUAAAUCCACUCAUGUAUCAUGAUUACAAUGAUUCUGAUUAUGAUGAUUCACCGUCAGGAUGCUUUCAUUAA
Molecule: messenger RNA, 1233 nt
Organism: Rhizophagus irregularis DAOM 181602=DAOM 197198
Lineage: Eukaryota; Fungi; Glomeromycota; Glomeromycetes; Glomerales; Glomeraceae
Source: RefSeq, a predicted model, not a curated record